UGUCAUGAAGUUUGAGUUUUGAACUUGGCAGUUUAGCAAUGUAGCUAAACUUUAAAUACACUAUAAGAUGUGGCUAGGUUUUAAAUACAAUCAUUUAAAAAGUGGCUACCUGAUGUCAUUUCUACCUAUCUAUUGUACCCUAACCCAACGCUCUGAAGCCCAAGUGCUCCCCCAUCAUCUCUGCCGGAAAAUUGAAGAAAUUUCAUCAUCUCCUCUUGUCGGAGCUCUCCCUCAUUUUGCUCAAAAUUGCAGUCACAUGUUCACGAAUACCCAAAGGCAAGAAGAACACAGUGGAAAAUAUGGAACUCCGAGGGUAGAAUACCUUCAGGAAUUGGUAACUCAAUUUAAGAAUGCAUCUUCUGAAGGUUUUGCUUUUUGUUAAUGUCGACCCUUCAUGUUUUCACAGUAUUCACUUAUCACAAGGAACUUCACAAUUUUUUUCCCCAGCUCACAAGUGAAACAUUCAGCAUUUGACAAAGACAAAGUGUCCAUGACGAAAAAUAAUUGGAGAAUAAAAAAAAAUCCCCACAAAAACUACUACGGGUAGGAAAUAUAAUUAGUUUAUGGGUAGAAAAAACAAAUGGGUAGACAAGGAUAAAUAGAAUUAUAUUUCCUAAACAAAUGGGUGAAUAUCUGUUAUUAUUGAAAGCUGUUGUUCAUGGUUCUGGGUUUCUAAAGUUGUUCUAUGUCGAAGCAUUGCCGAACUUCUGUUGUUGUAUUGCUAGGAUUGUUAGCUGAGCUACAUCCUUCACUGAUUCGCCUUUAUUUGGCCAUUUUGAUUCCAUUCGCGAAUACUAGGUACACACCUCUAAGUUUGUGAACAGCCAGAUUAUUAUCAUGUUUAGCAUCUCCAUAUUAAUGUUAAUCGUGUAUUUGUCUGGAGGGGUAAUCUCUGACAGUGAUUGUUAUUGUAGAAUUUUCAAAUAUGGUCGUUGAUGUAAUAAAUUAGCUCCUGAAAUGUGAGCUCUAUUUGGUUUCGAUUUGAUUUUAUCUUUCAAAAUAGUUGAGUCUCGCUAGUUUGC
This is a messenger RNA of Nicotiana tabacum (common tobacco), 1022 nucleotides long. Lineage: Eukaryota; Viridiplantae; Streptophyta; Magnoliopsida; Solanales; Solanaceae. The record is from RefSeq and is a predicted model, not a curated record.